Messenger RNA from Pseudopipra pipra, 1825 nucleotides. Its product is annotated as killer cell lectin-like receptor subfamily B member 1F. Lineage: Eukaryota; Metazoa; Chordata; Aves; Passeriformes; Pipridae. The record is from RefSeq and is a predicted model, not a curated record.
AAACCCUUUCCCCAGGCACAGGGGAGGCUGCAGAAUACAGAGAUAUGUUUAAAAAAAACCCCAAAGAAACAUAAAAGGCCCAGUUGGUGCCAUUUCCUGGGACCGGACGCGCGUUGGUCACGAGGUGAGAAGGUGUCCGAGGCUGGUGUCGCUCUCGGGACACGCCAACGACCUCCAGAGCCACCAUGGCUGGGGAAAUGGGUCAUGCCGAUCUAAGAAAUCCUGAGAAUGGGCCUUCCCCGGCUGAGAAAUGUCCUGCUCCUGCCCCAUGCCCGUGGUGGCACAGAGUCCUCCUUGCCGGGGCGCUGGGGCACCUCGUCCUGCUGGAUCUGGUGGUGCUCCGAAAUGUGAGUGUUUUUCAGGGCUUUCCAGGUCCUGAAAGUGACACCAGAGUUGAGAUCCAGGCCAGGAACCAGACGGAGCGAUGCAUCUUCCCAUCCCUGGUGCGGUACUUCUGCCAGCCCCAGGGGCAGAGCCCCCCAGCCCCUGCUGGCUGCAAGUUGUGCCCCCAGGACUGGCAGCUCCGUGGGGAGAGAUGCUACUGGCUCUCCAAGGAUUCGGGGAACUGGACUCGGGGCAGGAAAAGCUGCAAAGAUCAGGGCUCUGAGCUGGUGGUGCUCAAGAACGAGACAGAAAUGGAGAACGUCGAGAGUGUCACAGGCAGGCGCCCGUGGUCGGUGUGGGUUGGGUUGAGGUCACAGCAGAAGGAGUGGACGUGGGUGGACGACACCCCCUACGACCCCCACAGGUUUGGGGACCUGCCGGAGGUGGAUGAAGGGUGUGGGACCCUGAAAGGCAAGAGCUUGGAUGUUGAUGUCUGUGCCAGUGACCACAAGUGGGUUUGCCAAAAAGCCCCUUUCCAGCUCUCCCCGCCCACGGCAGGAGAUGUUGGGAAGCUGGAUGAUGCCUCCACCUGACACACUCCGGCAAUGGACCGUGUGGUAUAACAAAAUCAUUUAUUACAGUUCUUUCAUGGUUUAUCCACCCCGUUACAUCAGCAGUAAAUUCCAGUCAGUAGCUUUUCUCUAUAUCUACUUUUUAGCUAGGCAUUCUCUACCCAGGAGAAAAAUACUCCCAAGCAAUUUCACACACAUGCGGAUUUAUCACCACGUCUGCAUUUAUCUUGCAAGUUCCCCUUAAGUUUCUCCCAGGGUCAUAUAAUCUCAGUCCUGACACUUAAGUGUUAUUUUUAUGCUUUUACAUUACUGUAGAUAACAAUAAGCCAAGCGGCUCCAUCCCUGCUUUCCUUUGCAACCAAACUCUCCCAAAAUAAACACACAUAUUCCAACGCCCCUCCCUUCGGUGUCUUCACUCUAAACCCACCCCACGGGAGCCAAGAGUGACGGGUCAAAGAGCCAUUUAGCCCCGUCCUCAAUGGGUUCCACCGCCAGGUGAAACUGGUGGUUCUGUGAGGGCGACUGUGAGGGCAGUUCUGUGAGGGGGACUGUGAGGGCGAUUCUGUGAGGGCAGUUCUGUGAGGGGGACUCUGUGAGGGCGACUGUGAGGGCAGUUCUGUGAGGGCAGUUCUGUGAGGGCAGUUCUGUGAGGGCAGUUCUGUGAGGGGGACUCUGUGAGGGCAGUUCUGUGAGGGCGACUGUGAGGGCAGUUCUGUGAGGGCGGUUCUGUGAGGGCAGUUCUGUGAGGGGGACUCUGUGAGGGCUGUUCCGCCAUCUUGGCUCCCUCAGGGCUCCUUCAGCCACCUCGGCACCCUCGGGCGUUCCCUCGGGCCUUUCCCCGCCCCGCACGGGGCGAGCGGCCCCCGCAGCUCCCGCACCGACCAGGACACGAGGGACAGCAGUGGGGUCCUAAAAACUUUAAUACAAAU